AUGUCAUUUACAACGCCGGUGAUUACUACCUGUACGAUUUACUCCCCUGGUCGUAAAGCCCAGAUAAAGUUCAUCAUCCAGUGGGCCGACAAGAUAUCACCGGUACAUCAAGAUACUCCUAUAUCUGGGUCCCCUGUUUUUGUGAUGAGAAACUUGACAGAUUCUCCAAUGACCAUGCUUCACUUCAAGACUCUGACGGUAGUUUUCACUCUCCAAGUCCCCACAACGACACUCGUCCUACUCACAUUUCUGGCUCAAGGCUUUUUUACCUCGAAUUUCUACCAGAAUUCAGAUCAGUAA
This is a messenger RNA of Marasmius oreades (fairy-ring Marasmius), 300 nucleotides long. RefSeq lists its product as uncharacterized. The transcript has a single exon. Lineage: Eukaryota; Fungi; Basidiomycota; Agaricomycetes; Agaricales; Marasmiaceae. Bases 1 to 300 code for a protein of 99 amino acids. The record is from RefSeq and is a predicted model, not a curated record.